This is a messenger RNA of Emiliania huxleyi CCMP1516, 375 nucleotides long. RefSeq lists its product as hypothetical. The record is from RefSeq and is a predicted model, not a curated record. The transcript is spliced from 2 exons. The coding region runs from base 1 to 375 and encodes 124 amino acids. Lineage: Eukaryota; Haptophyta; Isochrysidales; Noelaerhabdaceae. Gene Ontology annotation, molecular function: acyltransferase activity; oxidoreductase activity, acting on the aldehyde or oxo group of donors, disulfide as acceptor.
AUGUCGUCGCUGGUCAAGGUGAGCCCGACAAUGGCCAAGCUUAUUCGCGAUAUGGGCCUUGAGGGCGUUUAUAUCACUCCCAGCGGUCCAAAGGACACGGUGACGAAACCGGAUAUCGACGCAGCGGCUGCCGCGAAGGCGCGCGACCCUGUGGCGCUCGUCAAGUCGUGGCUGAUCGACAAGGAGCUCGCCACCGAGGCGGAGGUCAAGGGCAUCGAGAAGCGCGUGCGCAAGGUCGUCGACGAGGCCGUGGCCAAGGCCAAGGCGGCGACGCCGCCGCCGCCCGGCGAGCUGACGCGCGACAUCUACGUCGGCAAGUACGAGCACCCGCGCAUGGUCAAUGUGGGGCCCGGGCCGCAAGGAGGGCCCGCCUGA